AUGCAUGUGCUAGCCUUUUGUCCUAUUGCAGCUCAAUGUUGGGAGAAGGCUGCUAUUCGAAUUCCUACACAGCAGGACACCAGUUUCUUGGACUGGUGUGUCUCGAUUUUCAGUAGUGCAAACACGGCAACUUGCAGAUUGUUUUGUGUCUUAUGUUGGUCUAUUUGGGGAGCUAGAAAUGACAAAGUAUGGAAAAACAAAGAUUCUAGUGCCUCCUUUAUUUUUGCUUUCGCUGUUUGUUACCUUGAACAAUGGACUUUGGCACAAGCUCCUUACUUGGAGACAUCACGGACUGGUUUACUAGUCGGGGAUGGGAAUGACCGAUGGUGCGCACCAAAUGCUAAUGAAAUUAAGGUAAAUGUAGAUGCAUCAAUAUUUGGCAGUAGCCAAGACUAUGGCUAUGGAAUGGUGGCUAGAGAUGAACAUGGUUUUAUGCUGGAAGCUACUUCUCGGCUUUGUCAUGGGUAUGUUCGACCAGAGUUAGCUGAGGCAAUUGGGGUUCGAGAGGCUUUAAGCUGGAUAAAAAAUAAACAAUGGCCUCAGGUGACCUUAGAGACUGAUUCAAAUUUAGUAGCUCAUACGAUUGCUAGAGCUGCUAUUUCUUACCCUGACCGUGUUUUCAGUAUGGAAAAUGUCCCAACUGAUCUGCUUCCUCUUUUGGUUGUUGAAUUUGAAGUUUAA
This is a messenger RNA of Cannabis sativa, 681 nucleotides long. RefSeq lists its product as uncharacterized. The coding region runs from base 1 to 681 and encodes 226 amino acids. The record is from RefSeq and is a predicted model, not a curated record. Gene Ontology annotation, molecular function: RNA-DNA hybrid ribonuclease activity; nucleic acid binding. The transcript has 2 exons. Lineage: Eukaryota; Viridiplantae; Streptophyta; Magnoliopsida; Rosales; Cannabaceae.